Diaporthe amygdali is the source of this 1467-nucleotide messenger RNA. RefSeq lists its product as uncharacterized. Bases 1 to 1467 code for a protein of 488 amino acids. The record is from RefSeq and is a predicted model, not a curated record. The transcript is spliced from 4 exons. Gene Ontology annotation, cellular component: membrane. NCBI's taxonomy places the organism in Eukaryota, Fungi, Ascomycota, Sordariomycetes, Diaporthales, Diaporthaceae.
AUGGCCGCACUGGCGAACGCUGCGAUUAAUCACAUCGUCCGCGAGCUUGUUGAUCGCCAACACCUCACCUCGUCCGCCGCCUUCGCAAUAGCCACCGCACCAAAUGCACCUUUGCCCACACCAGUGGGCGUCGAUGGACUCGACAGCAUAACGAUAACUACGACAAGCGUGGCAUCCACACCAACCGCGAUGGCGAUCGGUGGACAGAACGGCGACGACCAGGGCGAGUGCCGCCUGCUGGGCCCCUUUGCGCUCUUCGUCCAGCUGGCACUCGGCGGGCUCGCCCUGAUGUCUUUGGUCUACAAAAGAUGGCGGGAGAGGCCGCAGCGGCCCCUGAAGAUCUGGUUCUUUGACGCGUCGAAGCAGGUGUUUGGCUCGGUUUUGGUGCACGUCGCCAACGUGUUCAUGUCGAUGCUCACGAGCGGGCGCUUCUCCAUCAAGGUCGAGCCGGCUUCCGUUGCAACGGUGCGGGCUGUGUCGAUGAUGGUGGUGCGAAGCCUGGUGCCGCGGGACGGGCAGGAUGGGGGAGCACCCGACGACGACUACACGCCGAAUCCUUGCUCGUUCUAUCUAUUGAAUCUUGCUAUUGAUACCACACUCGGUAUUCCCAUCCUCAUCCUCCUUCUUCGCAUCUUCACCGGCCUCGUCUCCUACACGCCCCUCGGCCAGCCGCCAGAGUCGAUCCAGUCAGGCAACUACGGAAGUCCACCCAACGCGUGGUGGUGGCUCAAGCAGUCUAUUAUCUACUUCUGCGGCCUCUUCGGCAUGAAGUUCUGUGUCCUCAUCAUCUUCCUGAUGCUGCCCUGGAUCUCUCGCGUUGGAGACUGGGCCCUGGGAUGGACCGAGGGGAACGAGAGGGUCCAGAUCGUGUUCGUGAUGAUGCUGUUCCCGCUCAUUAUGAAUGCGAUGCAGUACUAUAUCAUCGACUCCUUCAUCAAGAAGCAGGCAGGCAAAGAGGACGACGAAGGUCACGAAAACUCCGGUGCGACGGGAGGUUCCUACGAGAGGAUUGCGGAGGACGAAAAUGAGAACGACGAGAACCCUCACCAACCCCGCCGACGCAGCGGGUCGAUUCAAAUGGAGGACGAGACCGAGGCUAUCAAACAUGGGAAGAAGGUCAAGGGGCCAGCGGAGGCGGAAUAUGAUCCCGACCUCGAUGGUGACAGGACCACGGUGGUGGGGAGUGGCUCCUCGCCUGUAAGAGGGGGUGUACCCAAGGAGCUGUUGCCCAAGGAUGGCCCUCAAUCACUUCUACAUGCUUUGGACAACUGGGUUGCCAAAGAUGACAAUCAGCUCGACGGGUCGAUCACCAAACGGGCACCGCCCACCGCUCCAGAGGUGAUCUCCUCAGCCAGUACGGAUUCGUCACCCUACGUUUCCCGGCACACACCCACCGAUCUUGAUGCGAGGCGCCAGAAUCGCGAUCUCGCCCUCAUCACCGCGUCCCUCGGCGCGGGGAACCCCUGA